Messenger RNA from Ciona intestinalis (vase tunicate), 1133 nucleotides. The record is from RefSeq. NCBI's taxonomy places the organism in Eukaryota, Metazoa, Chordata, Ascidiacea, Phlebobranchia, Cionidae.
AAAAUGUUGUAGUAAAAAAAAUGUUGAUAAGUUUGUUAGAAGAAAAAAUGGAAGUGAGUGUUUUGGAAAAAUGUGUAGACAGAAAAGGUUUUAAAACAGCAAUUUGAAAAUAAGAAGAAUCUUCAAACAUUAACCAGAAGAUGGGAGCUUCCGGUUCGAUGGUCGGAAACAGGGAUCGUAACAUCGAGAUGAACAUCGCUGAUGAGGCAAAGUCCGGCAACACGAGGGCGAUGAAGAGACACAGCAGCCAACCAUCGGGGGGCGCUAUAUUCUCAUCAUUGAAACCGAGGACUAGGCUCCAUGAAGGCUCGAUCCAUCAAUCUGCGAGUUUAAAAUCCUCGGGUUCAUUUGAUCCAUCGUCUGCUUCUAUUAUAAUCCCGUCCGAAGCAGUGGAGCGUGUAAGGAAGGAAUACGAGACACUAAAGUGCACCAAAGAGCAGGAAAUACAAGCCUUGCACACAAAAGCGCAAAAAUUUGAGACAGAAAAUCACAAACUACGAGCUGAGGUUCAAGCGUUAAACAAACAAUAUCAGAAGUUACGAUUAGAAAGAGAUGCAGCCGUCGAAAACAGCCAGGAAACAACAGAAAGAGCUAUUGCUUUGGAACAGGACCGCGAAAAAAUUCAACGUCAAUUUAAAAUUUUUCGUGAAACAAAAGAAUCGGAAAUCCAAGCUUUGCUACAAGCUAAGAGACAAUUAGAAAGUAAGUUUCACACCAUGGAAGCUCAUGGAGUGGCCACCAUUGAUGAUCAUAACUAUGCAACUACUUCUAUCAAUGCUAAUGCUGGUAACAAUGACACCCCAGGUAAAACAUGGUGGGCCCCACCCCCCGACGGCGACGCCCAUUCCUUAUUUGGUCACAACCCUAACUUACAAACAAGCUACUCGACAAGUUUGCAAGAAGAGGAACACCAAGUGAAUAUUCCUGGUUUUCCCCACAGAGAUGCAUGGAGUGUGGGAACACUGCCUUCUAAUAUAUUACCAAUAUCGUACAACACACAAAGUUACGGACGUAGUUUGUUAAAAUGUUAUAUUUCCUGCACCCCAGAUGAAAUUUCUCUCGUUAAAAAUUUGCUGAGUCAUCCUACUAUACUAGAUCUGCAAAGUCAUUGUUUAAAAGAGGGUUAUUGUUUA